This is a messenger RNA of Belonocnema kinseyi, 532 nucleotides long. Its product is annotated as potassium voltage-gated channel subfamily KQT member 1-like. Bases 101 to 532 code for a protein of 143 amino acids. The transcript has 4 exons. The record is from RefSeq and is a predicted model, not a curated record. Lineage: Eukaryota; Metazoa; Arthropoda; Insecta; Hymenoptera; Cynipidae.
CUUCUGGUCCCGGUCCCGAUCCUGGUCCUGGUACCGCGCGCGAUUCUUCCCUGGCCGCAGAAACUUGCGACCCAAGAUCAGAUCCGUUAUUUGAGGAGGCAUGAGAGAUCGUACUCGUCAUCGCGAUCAUCUUGGUCAAGCGAUGCCCCUCGAAGAGGCCCAAGGAUUGCUUCCACCAAGUUCCAGGACAGGUAACCGAGGACCGUUGAACGUGACUAUUGUUCAAGUGGGUGGUGGAAAUGGUGCUGCUAAUGAUUUACUGGGGUUGGAACCACCCUCAGAUUUAAAACCUGCUGUUUCACCUAUUUCCGACAUCAGUGGAACUUUAACCACUGACAACAAUGACACAUAUACGGGCGGUGUUGAUCCUAGACUUUUAUUAGGUGUCAGUGGUGAUCACCAGGCGUGGGAAGGUCGUUAUCAUCUGAAGGAACAUCGUCGUGCCGGAAAAGCGACAUUUCAAGGCCAAGUUUACAACUUCUUGGAACGUCCCACAGGCUGGAAGUGCUUCGUGUACCACUUUUCUGUGUGA